Molecule: messenger RNA, 2409 nt
Organism: Closterium sp. Yama58-4
Lineage: Eukaryota; Viridiplantae; Streptophyta; Zygnematophyceae; Desmidiales; Closteriaceae
Source: the annotation of a GenBank genome assembly
AUGUGUGGGUCAACACAGAAGAAGCUGGGGCUGUGCGGAGGUGGCACCUGUUUGCCUGUCCUUACACCUUCUCUCGCUAAGGUUCCCAACAGUGCUGCUGCCCCCGCGCUCACCAUGACAUGUGCUGCCGUGCCCCUCGAUGCCACCUCUGUGGCGGCACUGUUGAAGGUGGGGGCGGCUCUCUGGGUCAGAGACAUAGACUGGCGCAACGGCAGCAAGUGCAACAUUGAGGGGCAGAGCGCCAACCCCAAGUCGUUUCCGGGCGUGUGGUGCAACGCCAACGGCACCGUCCUCAACAUCACGUUGCCCAACAAGGCACUGAGGGGCAUCAUCCAUGCCGACAUCUCCAAGCUCACUGCCCUCUCCUACCUGUACGUCCCAAUCCUUAACCUCAACUCCACGCCACCUGGGGAGUUAGCCAGCACAAUAUCCCUUCCCCUUCUGCAUGCAUGUUACGCCUCUGUUGCAACAACCCCUCCUAUCACUCGUUCUCUUCCUCCUCCUCUCCCACGCCCACUCGCAGCGAUCUGUCCUACAAUAUCUUCUUUGCGCACAUCUGGCUGUGCCUUCUGUGGUUCCGCCACGGGCGCCCCGCCUUUCUGUGCCGGCACCACCUGCACUCCCGAUGUCGCUGCUCGCCUCGCCGCUGGCACUGUCAACAACCUCACCUCCACCCUCCCAGCAAUGUUCUGCAAGGCCGUUGCAGUGGAUGAUAACUCUGCGCUGGCGCUGCUGGCUCUGAGGGCGGGGCUGGGCGUGAGUGCGAGCAGCUGGGCGGUGGACUCGCCCUGCACGCUGGCGGGCAACGCCCCCGCGGUGGACAGCUGGACGGGCGUCGUCUGCGACCUCUCGGGCCAAGUCAUUAGCCUGUCUCUCAACUACAACUGGUUCUCCGGCCCUCUGCCCUCAUUCCUCCUCACCAUGUCCUCCCUCUCAGCGCUCAACGUGCAAUUCAACUACCUCACUGGUCCCAUCACCGGCACUCCCUUUGCCUCCCUCAAGUUCCUCAACGUCGCCUCCAACCUCCUCACAGGAACCUUCCCAGCAUCUUCCACCACCGCAUGUGAUGCACACAGCAACUGCUUAGCAGACUCCUCCAAGUGCCUUGCCUCCGGCGCCUCCUCCCAGAGGCUCGCCUCUGACUGCAACGUCUGUGGUUUGGGGAGUUCCAGUGGGGUGGUGUGCAAUGGUGGGGCGUGCACCCCUGACACUACCGAGCCAGUGGCAGCACUCACGCCUAAUAAUGCCUCUGCUGCUCUGCUGCCCAUGCAGUGCUCGGGUGUGCGCAUUGACGCCACUGCAGUCAGCAGCUCCUCCCCUGGCCCGAGGGACUUGGGAGGCGUGCUGUGCAGCCCGGCCGGUGCUGCGGUGGAGAUCAACCUCAACACGCGCCAGCUGGCUGGAUCCAUGCAUGCAGAUAUCUCCAAGCUGGCUGCAUGCAUACAUUACUCUGCAAGGGCUUUCUACUCAAACUAUCUGGCGGGUCGCUUGGAUGCCUUCACUGCGCCCUUCACUGCUCUCUCCAGCCUAGAGAUUCUCCAACUGCACUACAACUACCUUUUUGGGACCAUCCCCUCGGCUCUAAUUGGUCUCAAGAGCCUUUCCAAGCUGAGUCUGGGCUCCAACUACCUCACUGGGAGCGUGCCAGUGCCAGGCACUGCCAUGAAGCACCUGGACCUCGAAAACAACUACCUCGUGGGAACCUUCCCAUCAGUUUCCGUGCUGUCCUGCUCGGCACGCACCAACUGUUUCUCGAGUGUAGCUGCUUGCACGGCGGACGGAGGCAAAGGGACUGCUCAGAGAGCCACGUGCAGUAUCUGCGGCAGUGCCGAUGGCACGGGGGUGUUGUGUGGCGGCGGUGGUGCUUCCUCCUGCCAGCCCACAGCUGACUCCCUCGCCUCCCUCUCAACGCUUAACAGCCCCUAUGCGUCUGCGCUCCCUAUGGCAUGCUCCUUGCUGCCGGCUGUACCCGUCAACUCUACUGCCAUGGCAGCGCUGCUGGGCAUCAAGACAGCCUUGGGGGUGACGUACACAGGGUGGGCGGCAAACGCUGUCUGCACGCUGGCAGGGACAGCUGGCACUGUAGCGAGUGGGAGCUUGACGGGUGUGGAGUGUGACUCAGCUGGCAACCCCGUCAAGAUAACUCUCAACAACCAGCAGCUGUUCGGAGUGCUCCCUGGUGAUGUCACCAAACUCACAGCGCUGACUCACCUCAACCUGCAGUCCAAUCUGUUCAGGGCACGCCUUGAAGAUUUCGCACUGAGGCUUCCUGCCCUCACCAACCUGGCGGUGCUGUACACGAGACUAAUACCAUGCGCUUUUUCCCUUCCGCAACAAGCCUGCUGGACUACAACUGGUUCAAGGGCUCGCUGCCCCGCCUCUCCUCGCCAUGACCAAACUCACCCGCCU